Molecule: messenger RNA, 243 nt
Organism: Iphiclides podalirius (scarce swallowtail)
Lineage: Eukaryota; Metazoa; Arthropoda; Insecta; Lepidoptera; Papilionidae
Source: the annotation of a GenBank genome assembly
AUGCCAAUUAUCUCUCGCUCCGGGGCAGCCGUGCCCCGAACUCUAGCGGGCCGGGCCUGCGCCUUGGGUUGCCUGGGCGCGGCCUUCGUUGUAGACGGAUGGGGAAGAAAAAGCGUCCUGUCGCACUAUCACACCACUAAUUACGCCGCGGAGCAGAGCUCAACGCAGGGCGGCGGUUUGGCGUCGACUGCCAGCGAGUGUGUUUACGAAAAGCUAGCACAGGUGUACCGUCACUCAUACGUG